AUGAGUGUGGAUUGGAAAGAUAAUGAGCCUGUUCCUUACGCUGCACUAUGUAAAACUUUUGAAAAAAUCGAAUCAACUACGAAACGUCUGGAUAUUCAAAAACACUUAACUUCUUUUUUUGGACGAGUGAUUGAAAAAAAUCCAGAGGACUUUCUGAAUGUUCUAUACUUAUGUCUGAAUAGAGUUUGCCCUGAAUAUGAAGGUCAUGAAUUAGGUGUUGGCGAAUCUUUAUUAAUCAAAAGUAUUGCAGAAACAACUGGUCGGAAACCUGCAAAGGUUAAGGAAGAGUUAUCUAAGUGGGGAGAUCUGGGUAAAGUUGCAAAGGAUAGCAAAACCACCCAACCUACAUUGUUUGUUCCAAAACCUUUAACAGUUCAAGUAGUUUUUAAUAAAAUGAAAAUAAUUGCGGGAAUUUCUGGUCAUGAAUCACAAGAACGUAAGGUUCGAGAAAUCAAAUUUUUGCUCACAGCUUGCAGAGGAAAAUUACGUAUUGGUCUUGCCGAACAGACGAUUUUAAUAUCUUUGGCACAAUCGAUUGUGAUGAAAGAUCCUGCAUAUCAAGAGUUAUCUCAAGCGAAAAGAACGGAAGAAUUGACUGAAGCUUCAGAUAUUUAUGGAGUGAAAGGACUUGAAGAACGUUGCAAACUUACGCCUGGUAUUCCGAUUAAGCCUAUGUUGGCACAUCCAACAAAAAGUAUCACAGAAGUACUGGAUCGAGUAGAAGGGCACAAAUUUACAUGCGAAUUUAAAUAUGAUGGGGAACGUGAGCAGGUUCACAUGCUUGAAGAUGGCACUCUAAAAAUAUAUAGUCGUAAUUUAGAGGAUAGUUCGACGAAGUUUCCUGACAUUAUUAAAUUAAUGUCUCAGAUUGUGAAACCUGAUACAAAAUCUUUUGUACUUGAUUGUGAAGUUGUUGCAUGGGAUCUGGAGAAAGAAUGCCUUUUACCUUUUCAAAUUUUAAGCACUCGUAAAAGAAAAGACGUCAAAGAGAAGGAUAUCAAAGUUACCGUUUGUCUUUUUGCUUUUGACUUGUUGUAUUUAAACGGAGAAUCAUUUCUUAAGAAACCGCUUGAAGAAAGACGCCAACAUUUGUUCAAUGCUUUCCAAGAAGUGGAUAAUAAAUUCUCUUUUGUGCGUCACAUGAAUGCCACCAAUACUGAAGAAAUUCAGACGUUCCUUGAUGAGAGUUUCAAAUACAAUUGCGAAGGAUUGAUGAUUAAAGUGCUUGAUGGCCAGGAAUCGACGUAUGAACCUUCAAAAAGGUCGAGAAACUGGCUGAAGCUUAAAAAAGAUUAUCUUAGUGGUGUAGGAGAUUCUCUAGAUCUUGUUGUCAUUGGAGCAUAUCUAGGACGCGGGAAACGUACGAAUGUCUAUGGUGCAUUCCUUCUCGCCUGUUAUAAUCCGGAGGAAGAAAAAUACCAAACAAUCUGCAGAAUUGGAACGGGAUUUUCUGAUGUUUCUUUGGGAAAUCAUUUUAAAUUUCUUAAAGAACACGAAAUUUCCGCACCAAGAAAUUAUUACGACUAUGACAAAGGAGCAAAUCCAGACGUUUGGUUUGAACCAGUUCAGGUCUGGGAAGUAAAAGCGGCUGAUCUCAGUAUUUCUCCUAUAUAUAAGGCAGCAGUCGGAAUGGUUGAUCAUAAUAAGGGAGUAUCUUUACGUUUUCCACGAUUCAUACAAGUACGAGAGGACAAAAAGGCGGAAGACGCGACCACAUGUGAACAAGUAAAGUAUCAAAUUUAUUGUUUUGAUUGCUAUUUAAGAUUAAGUCGAUAA
Molecule: messenger RNA, 1776 nt
Organism: Diversispora eburnea
Lineage: Eukaryota; Fungi; Glomeromycota; Glomeromycetes; Diversisporales; Diversisporaceae
Source: the annotation of a GenBank genome assembly